This is a messenger RNA of Parathielavia appendiculata, 486 nucleotides long. Its product is annotated as benzoquinone reductase. The transcript is spliced from 4 exons. Gene Ontology annotation, molecular function: NAD(P)H dehydrogenase (quinone) activity; FMN binding. The record is from RefSeq and is a predicted model, not a curated record. Bases 1 to 486 code for a protein of 161 amino acids. Lineage: Eukaryota; Fungi; Ascomycota; Sordariomycetes; Sordariales; Chaetomiaceae. Gene Ontology annotation, cellular component: membrane.
AUGGUCAAGAUUGCCAUCGUCUACUAUUCCAUGUACGGUCAUAUCAAGACUCUAGUCGAAGCCGAGAAGAGGGGCAUUGAAAAGGCGGGCGGCACCGGCGACGUGUUCCAAAUUCCCGAGACCCUCUCCGACGAGGUUCUCGCCAAGAUGUCCGCGCCUUCCAAGCCCGCUGACAUCACCGUGCUCGAGGACCCCUCACUGGCCGGCGUCUUCAUUUCCACCGCCUCACUCGGCGGCGGCCAGGAGUCGACCGCCCUCGCCGCCAUGUCCACCUUGGCCCACCACGGCAUCAUCUACGUGCCCUUCGGGUACGCCAAGGCGUUUGCCCAGCUGACCGACCUCAGCGAAGUCCACGGCGGCUCCCCGUGGGGCGCCGGCACUUUUGCCGGUCCCGACGGCUCGCGCCAGCCCACCGCCCGAGAGCUCGAGGUCGCAGAGAUCCAGGGCGCCGAGUUCUACAAAACCGCGCUCAAGCACUUCGGUUGA